CUGGUGUUUUCAUCAUCACAAAAACUCAUCCCAAAGAAUACCACUAUCAUCGUCUAUUUUAAGAAGGAACCUUCUCAAACAGCAUGUUCGUUCGGCUGAGUGCCGGGUAUACCUCGAUGUCAACGCUGUUCACUACCACAAAAAGCACUGGCACGAUCUCUGAGCUCUCAAGCGCGAGAAAUACAUGGGUACUACCACCGAGGCCACUCCAAAUGGGCACCCGGACAAGACAGUCGUUGCGUCGGACAGGUCGAAAUAUGUCCAGGGAAACGUUGACGAUGCAGUCUGGAGGGCUCGCGCUUGCCUCGAAAGGAUUCAUACACAGUCUGCGUACAUCAGUGUUCUUGCGACGGUCUUGAGAGAGUACCGCAUUGUGCCCGGCGGCGGUCCGGAUGCGAAACUAGUGAAGCAGGAAACUGACAAUCCGGCAGCGGGCACGGCCACUCUAGCUCCGGUCCUAUCUGUCGAGCUGGCGCUGAAGAAGCAGACUGACGUCGGCACUGGCUAG
This is a messenger RNA of Paraphaeosphaeria sporulosa, 508 nucleotides long. RefSeq lists its product as uncharacterized. The transcript has a single exon. The record is from RefSeq and is a predicted model, not a curated record. The coding region runs from base 185 to 508 and encodes 107 amino acids. NCBI's taxonomy places the organism in Eukaryota, Fungi, Ascomycota, Dothideomycetes, Pleosporales, Didymosphaeriaceae.